AUGGUUUUCACAAUACCCCGUACAGCAUCACAUCUACUACUCAAGCUACUGAAUCUUCACGAACAGCCCUCAAUUCACCGCCACUCUAACAAUCUGGACGGAUAUAUCUUCCUUCCGGCAGCAGUCCCACGCUUCAGAUAUUGUUUGCCAGGGAAGCCGAUUCGAGAAUGGACGGAGGAAGAGAAGACGACUCUGAUAGGCGUGAUGCAGAGCAGCUUUGAUGACUGGUUAGGGUUGAUUCAAGAGGCCGAAGAGCGCGGCAAGAGCACCUUCGUCAAAGAGCAUCUGCAUUGGAUGAUGAAUCCCGUUGCUGAAGCUCGUCUGUACGAAAACGAACAGAGCGACCCGAGCUCUGCAAUACAGUUCCAAGUCAACUGGAAGGAUUCACAGCCAAGCGAAGCGAGAGAAGGACACAAUGUAACUUGCCUACCUGACGCAUUUCUCCUCCAGCACAUCAAACCUACCUUCCUCAUCCGCCAUCCCGCUCUCACUUUCCCUAGCAAUCUGCGUACAAUCAUCGACAACCAAAGCAACUCAACUGCUAUGACUGAGGAGAAAAUUCAACAGUGGGAAUGCACAUACCUUUGGAGUCUCUCUAUGUAUAAGUUCUAUGUACAAUCGACAGGGGAGUUUGAUCGCAGAAGCCUUGUUGAGGGUGUGGAGUAUCCUAUUGUUCUGGAUGCGCAAGACCUUGGAGACGAAGCCCUGGUGAAGAAAUACGCGAAGGCCGUUGGGCUGCACGAAGACAAGGUGCGCUUCACAUGGAAGGCUACAGACAAGGAAGUCUUGAGUGAUAUGGGUACGAUGGAGAAGCGGAUGAAGAGUACGAUUCUGGGGAGCAGCGGUAUCAAGAAAGACAGGCUGAGAUCAGAGGAAUCAGACAUGGAGACUCUGAGAGAGGAAUGGAGCCGUGAAUUUGGAGAUAUGUUGAGUGAGAGGCUCGUAAAGCUUGUCAACGGCAGCAUGGAUGCUUACGAGAUGCUCAAAAGCGUAAGGUUGAGAUUGUAA
This is a messenger RNA of Didymosphaeria variabile, 1008 nucleotides long. RefSeq lists its product as uncharacterized. The record is from RefSeq and is a predicted model, not a curated record. Bases 1 to 1008 code for a protein of 335 amino acids. The transcript has a single exon. NCBI's taxonomy places the organism in Eukaryota, Fungi, Ascomycota, Dothideomycetes, Pleosporales, Didymosphaeriaceae.